Messenger RNA from Cephus cinctus (wheat stem sawfly), 11402 nucleotides. RefSeq names its product mucin-17. Lineage: Eukaryota; Metazoa; Arthropoda; Insecta; Hymenoptera; Cephidae. Gene Ontology annotation, cellular component: nucleus. Gene Ontology annotation, biological process: negative regulation of transcription by RNA polymerase II. The transcript is spliced from 12 exons. Bases 1282 to 8598 code for a protein of 2438 amino acids. The record is from RefSeq and is a predicted model, not a curated record. Gene Ontology annotation, molecular function: protein binding; transcription corepressor activity.
GAUCAGCCGCGCGGCGCUCAGUUCGAGUCGGACCUCCGCCGGAGAGAGAUUGCGCCGUCCUACUGCGUAUCCGUUCCGUGUUUCCUCUCCCGCAACGUAUUACGCUGUGAAUAAUAGUAACCGUUUGAAACGCGAGUGACUCAGCCAUGUAGGUUACCCGCGAAAAUUCCAAGGAGGUCCUCGACGCAACAAUCAGUGUCGAAUUGUUGUCAAAUUCGUAUAAAUCGUGUGGAUGGGUGGGUGCGUGUGUGUGUGAGUGGGUGCGUGUGUUUAUCAGUGUAUAGUGCGAGAAUCCGUGGUGUAAAAGUAGGUUACCCCGGUGUCCUUGGCGGGAGCCUGAUAUACGUGUAAGUGCAGUCGGCCCAGUUUAAGCGGCGCGCUUUUACGUAAUGCUCCUCGUUUGAUCGGUCAGUUCUCGUCGGAGAACGGUCACUGGAGAAGCGGCGAAGCCCUCUGGCCUGAAGGAUAGGCAGAAGGAGGCCCCAGGCAUUUUCGUCCUUUAUACUUUACGGGAUUAUCGGCCAUCGUUGCCCGGCUGGCGCGGGACGACGUUCGCCUCUGGAUCGCGCUACUUCGAUCACUUCUAAACUCGGCUUUAUAAAUAAGCCAUCCAAUAAGCCAUCAGUGGACUAAACGCUUUCUCUGUCGCACCGGAUUUUACUACCUGAUGCUUCGCCAAAACCAGUGGAUAUAGAGAGACGUCGUCAAGAUCUGCCACCGCCCCAAACCCCAUUUCUUUCCUCCCGAGGAACCUCGCCGUUUUUCACUCUCGCCCCUCUUUUUCUUGGCCCGUCUCGCCGCGCACGACGUUGGAUGGUGCUCUUGUGCGCGAUGACCAUGUCAAAUACUCUUCGUUAACAGUGCCGAGAAUCAUCAUCAACCUCAUCGUGUCCCAAUCCCCACGCUUAGUGCGCGACCGUAUUCUUACAUACAUGUGUAUAUAUAUAUCGCGAGAUCUAUUGUGUGAUAUAUUAUCAGUGAUUUGAGAGUGUGUGAUCAGUGCCCGUUUUUUCUCUGGAUUAUAUUGGAUAUAUUACGCUUCCUCGAUCGUCGCUUCGCAAAUCGACAGAUAUCAUUUAUGUAAGUUUCACUGCCUUUACGCCGGAGCUGCUGCCGCACGCAACUUCAUAAGAAAUGCAACGAAAUCAAUGCGGAGACAAAGCUGGGGAAGUUCGGGGAUGGAGGUUGCGCCUGUGCGCUCCAUAAGCACGGCUGGCUAAUAGCUCCAUAGCCCAUCCCCCACACCCUGCAGCAAUAUACCAGAUUAGCAGUUGGUGGGACAUGGAUGUGAGCUUCACGAACGUGUUGGAGGGGGCUCGCCAGUACUUCCAGGGACUGCCCGUGCCGAGUACGGCCGGAGCUAAUGCUUCGACGGAGAAUCUUGCAACAUCGACGCCAUCCAGCUACAAUCAUGCCGGCGAUAUGCCAGUAUCCAGUACUCCGACGAGUGUGUCUACUAGUGGGACGCAAGAGACCUCCAGAUACUCGGAUAGCAGGUUGGAAGAGAAUGGACCCAGUUCAAGUUCCUAUUGGAAUCCACCAGGUCCGAAUGAAAUUCGACCGGUUGAGCCUUAUCCUCCUCAGCCCACGAGGGUCGAGGUUCCCGAUACUAGGCCGGGAGACGACGGAUCCGCCUCCUUGGAGUCAUCGUCCACGUUGACUCCUGUUAGCAAUUUAACGGAGAUGCAGCCGCCGGGCAAGCAGCAGCAACAAAUCAGUAAACAGUCGAGCGCGGGCGUUACCGAGCGUUCCUCGCCGUCACCGCAGUUGCAUCAGAUGCAACCGCCAAAGUCACAUUCCCCACCGCCGGUAUAUCAGCAGCUGAACAACGUGUCGAGGACACCUUUCUCCACGGCAGAGAUCCUCACGUCGCAGUCUGGCUAUCAAUCUGCCAGCGAACGUCCUCCACCGAGCUCACCCAUGGUCGCUCAGAGAACACAGUACUAUCCUCGAUAUCAUCAUCCUGAUAUAACCAAGAGCGCACCGGUGCCACUAAGUCACAGCUCCACGUAUCAAUCAGCAAAUGCGCCGCCAUCGGCGACUGUCGUUCAUCAACCAGCAAUAAGGCCCAGCCCAAUUGAGCAGAGCAGCGCAAGUUCAGUUCCUCAGCAGCAACCAGCCCCUCCCCAUCAACCGGAACAACGCGUACCUUCCGCUUACACCCCGUCAUCCUCCCAGAACCAUCCAGCACCAUAUGGCGUACCCUCAUCCCAAGGACACAAUCCGAGCCCUUAUCAUCCCGUGGCACCGAGUGUCAAUCAACAUCCCCAGAGUCAUCCAGCAGUUAUGACGAAUACACACAAUCCCCCGUCUAUACUGCAUUCCUCCAAUGUGUCGUCAGCUCAUAUACCUGCGUCGCAUUCUUCCUCGACCAAUCCCUGCAGUCCGCAUCACAGCAGUUCGAGUCACAUUCCUUCGCCUCAUAAUCUUCCGGCGCACAUUCCAUCUCCGCAUCUACCUGCGGCGCACGCUCCUUCACCGCAAAAUCCAAGCCGAAUCAAUCCUUCACCCCAUGUACUAAACAGCAGUCCUUAUCCCCCUCGUGUCCUGCCACACAUACCCUCCAGCCAUAACUCUCUCGGUCCUGGCCACAUGCCUCCUCCACCUCCCACUGGCUAUCAUACCCCGUCUCCUCAUGAACCAAAUCAUCACACACCCUCGCCACAGAGACAAUCCCCACACGUGUCCUCUCUACACAAUCCCCAUGCGUCCCCACAUCACCCAUCCUCACCUCACACUUUCCAGCCACACUCUCCCACGUAUCCGCCGCCACCGAGAUCGUCGGCGCACUCCUAUCCUGUUCCAGCGACCUCGCAGCAUUAUCAAACAACUUCCUACGCCAGUCCCUAUCCUCCUCAAUCUUACCAUUCCUUCCAAAAAAAUCCGGCACAAGGCAGCUACUACUCGCAACCGAGUAGAUCACAAUCUUACGCGCCAGCCGUGCCGGUACCGUCGGUUCCACAGGCGCCAACCUCGCUGAACAAUAGUUCGACGUACGGAAGUCAGGCCAAGCCGAUAACGUACAACGGAGCAGACGGGAAAAGGAACUCGAUGGUGGAAGCGGUACCGGCGUAUGGAUCUUAUCAAACGUCGAUUCCUAUGCAGAGGAGCUCCAAUACUCACAACCUGCCUCCUAUCGCGGCGUUGUCGUCUUAUCAUUCCAACAGGAGUUCACGGGAGCCCCUUACCAAAGCUCAGCCAGCCCAACGGCAAAGGACGCCAUCGAUAAAUAGCACUAAGAGUUCCCCGGUGCAACCUUCCCUAGUCCCCCAACGGGUCAACGACUACUCAGCUGCCCCCCUGGCAUCUACGAUGAAUCAUUCGAUGCCACUUAACGGAAGAACCACUACAGUCGCCAGUUCAACGUAUCCCAGGUUCAGCGGACAGCAGAGUUAUCCCCAAUAUGCGACGACGAUAGCACCCAGCCAUCAUGGGAGUAAUUCUUCCAGCACUACGGUGACAUCGAUCGGUGCUACAAGACCAUCGGUACCCGCUGCAACUCCCGUGCACACCUAUUCGUCUUCCAAUCCUGUGAACCGUUCGUCGAGUAGCGCCUAUCCGGCAUUACACGCUGCCGAGAAUUAUGCAUAUAAGGAAUACCCAGCAGGGACUUCGUAUGCUAACUCAUCAGCAAGUCAAUCCGCUCCUGUCGCGACAAUGGCAACCACGCUGCAAACUAAUGGAGUACCAAUUAGGAAGAGGGAGUCGCCCCUGGAUCUCUCAGUUAAAACUGUAAAGACUCCAGCCGAUUCCACUGCGCAGGAUGAUUUUGAUGCUAAUGGAACCGAGAAGCAUCAAGUUAGCAGUUCGAGCAUUAGAAGUAGCAAUAAUAGGGCCAUGUUACCUCCACAGCUACAUCCACCUCCACCUACUUCCUAUUCUGCGUUCGACCCUUCACGCAAUGCGAACAGCAGCACGAGAAAUCCGACCUCGUGUGUCAGGGUGUCUACCCCUCAGACGGUCUGCGCACCAAAGGUCGACUUCCUUCCGGAUUUUAACUCCACACCGUUACAACGUCCUGGUCAGUCGAGUCACGAGAACCCCUUGCGAAGGAGCACCACUCAGCAAUUCUAUGCCCCGGCACCGCAUACGAAUCCUGCAGCACCAUUGCCACAUAUGUCCACUUUCAAGAAGAGUUCACUGCCCACACCGGUCUACGACAAGACUACGCCGUAUCACCCCAAUAGUACAUCACGAUCGACGCGUUAUCCUCCGGUCGAUCCAACGAGGACGCCCAUUCCUGUACAGGAAUAUUCUCCGGAUCCUACUAAAUAUUACAUGGAGCAAAGUAAAUUCUCACAGUCAGCUCAUUCAAAAACUCGGUCUCCUGCCAAGCGAACUGCCGAACCCGUCUAUACGGGGCCCAGCAAACAACCACGUCUCGAUACAUGGCGACUGACGAUAGAUCAACAAAUAGAGCAAAGACUUUCGACGGCCCGCGCAUUGCACGAGCAACAACAGCGACAGGAAAUGAGUCUACCCGGUCCAAUUCCCAAUGGUGCUAUUACUGUCAGCAGUGGUUACGACCAAAGACCUGAGAACGCAUAUCCAUCAGAAUCUCCGAGAUACCAAGCUUUCUGUGAUAAAAGAAAUUAUCCCGAUGGCAAAAUUGCACGAAGUUCACUUCAUUACAAUCAUGCUGUGUUGAAAUCGCCAGGUGUUCACAGCAAUCCGCAGCCAUCCAGUAGUCAAGCGUCUUACCAGAGCUAUCGUCACGGGCAGAGAAUGUCUCACGGUGGUACAGUCCCAACUACGGAUCCGCCUAGUAAUACAGGGGCUGAUAAAAGGGUGCUGAGCUUGCUCAGAAAUAGUCUUGAGAAUAAACAACAAAGAGAGGAACAGCAUAAUAGCCAACAACCCAUCCUUGUCAAUCACAAUCAGCAAAGUUUCCAAAAUAAGGUUGUCGCGCCGGUUGAACCCAAAACGAACAUAGGACGACACAACUUGUCACCAUUCACUGCAGCGAGUUUACUUGAACGUAACAGCAACACACCACCCCAUUACAAGUUCCAUGUGCCAAGAGCAGUAGAUUCUAUCACUCAAGAGGCUCCUCGUAGCUUGUACGCCUCACGAGUGAAUUCAUCAGCUACGCUACCUGGUAAAGAGGCUCUUCUGGGACCGCGAGGAGCUGAAAAUCAGAUUCACAGAGACAAGGACGAUGGUCUUGCUGCCAUUCUUGCGGCGAAAAUUAGGACAAAAGCAGAGCUUAAGCAGGUUGGUACCGGACAGUUUAUUGCAAAACCGACAAUCGUCCCUCCUCAAGAUAUAUCUGUAACGCCAAAGGACGUCGAAAGCGCAGCUUCUACGUCCACCCCACAGUCAGGAUCAUCCGCAGGGAGUCCACCUAAAUUAACUCGAGAAAAAACAGCCUGCUUACCUCUAAGAAGGCGUCUAUUCUCGAAAACGGAAGAAGAGAACAUGCCCGUAGCUGCCACCAUACCUGUACCACCGCCUGCGGUAGCAUCGACAGUUCCACCGCGUGCAAGCGGAUUCCGAAGUUCGUCCGAGACAUCAGUUUUCGACUUCAGAGAGAGCGAUUCCGAGGGAGAAAUGCCGGUGCUGGAAAGACAAACUUUGGAAGAGAUGAGGAGGGACAGGAAGCAAUUGUCCAAAGUUCAACCGCCCGUUCCGCUCAACGAUGCUAUGUGCAUUGGAAUGGCAUCAUCGUUGGAUCUCGUAAAGAUAGAGUUGAAGGAAAAUGACAAGAUUACCGAGCUGGAUCCAAUGUGGGCAGCGACCUGUGAUAAGUUUAUGGAACAAUUGCGCAGCGGUGACGCCAUGAAGAAGCGCGGACGACGAAAGAAGCCCGAUGGUACUGCUCCAUCGAAAUUGGACGCAAGUAACGAGAGUAACAAGGAUUUCGAUUCCACGUCGCAACUUGAAAUCAGACCGGAAGAUAUUAAGAAGGAGAUACAAGAGGGAGAGGUGGUUACCAGUAGUAAGAACGGACCGACGGAAUCUAAUAAGAAGGAAGAGGAGGAAGAGGAGAACUCGAUCACUACAGAGGUUAAGACUGAACUGUUAGAAUCAGAAGUCAAGGGUGAGGACGUCAACAGAAAUUCAAGUGAUGAUACAGACGAGGUGCCACUUAUUCAAAGGACAGCUAAAAAGAAGUCAAAGAGAGAUGAAAGCGACUGCGAUGAGGAAAUAAUUUGCAGGAAGCGAAGAUUACGUAGAGGAAGUAGAAUAAAGUUAGAAUCGUCAAGUGGAAGUGAAAGCUCUAGUGAGGAUAGUGAUGCUAGUACAGAAUUUGGACAGGAAUCAACAGUAGCGGAUAGAUUACGAGCGAGGAAACGUUCUGCUGUGAAUACAGAAACUGAAGGGAUGAAGUUAAGAUCGAGAGAUACCACACCUCAUAAAGCCAAACAGGAAAAAGAGUGCAAAUUAUCAUCAUCAAAAGGGGGAUCCUCGCAGAAAGCUAAACCCAAGCCGCUGUUUGGUGAUGGGAGUGAUUUUAGGCCAGGCUGGGAGGAGGAAGUUUAUGUUUACAAAAAAUCCUUAAGAAUGCCAACGAGAUUAAUAACAGUCUCGAAGCCUUCGAGGUUCCAUAGGUUAUCCACAUCAUUACCGGAUUUGGAUCCUGGCUCACCAGCACUUUCAGUAUCUAUGGAUAGUUCUGACGUUUGUCUCAGUAGAAAAAGAAUGACAGACAGUGACCUAGAUUCUAAUUGCAGCUUCAGUAUUACUGGUCUUGGUAGUAAAAUUGAUGACGAAGAAGCUACGUCUUCCACUACGAUAUCCUGUCCGCCUAAGACUAUGACAAGACAUACCCGAUCCGAGAAUAAUUCUAUCGUGGAUCUUCUUGCUCAGAAAGUCGGUACUACUAAAAAAGAUCUGAGGAAGAAAUCAAAGGAUAAAUUUGAAAAAGGUGCUAAGACUCUUCCUAAAGGUAGCAACGAACCAGAGUUACUUCCUACUCCGAGUCUCACUUCUCUCCUGGCCUCAAACGAGACGACUGUAAAGACAAAAGGAAAAUCACCAUUGAAGAAUAAUAAAUCCCCAAAACCAAUUAAAGUUACCGACUCCUUCCUUUUGGGCUACUUCCGUAAGGAAACUGUUAAUAAUUUCCGGGAUACAUUUAAGAAUAAUCACGCUAUACCCAAUGAAUUUUCGACGUUCGUUUUAAAAAGCAGAACUAGAACUGAAACCCGGGUUUUAAAGAAGCAGACAACUAUCAGAGAAGUGUUUGGUGAGGAUAGACCAGCUUCAGCUCCACCAAUGCAAAAUCACGCAGGAGAUACUUCGCAAGAUGAUGAUUCGCAGAACGAAGCUCAGGAGGGUAUUCUGGGUAGAUCUCGCACUCUCAAGCAGAAGGUUGUCUCCCGUCUGAGAAACGCUGGGAUCUUAAGAAGUCACAAAGCUAUAAUAAAUUCUAAACGUCACCUGUUGUCAUCAAAAAGGCGUAAGGAUCUAUUGAAGUCUCUGGCGGAGAAGCAAUUGAAACAUAUAAAGAAGGAAGUGGAAGAUGAAGCUCAGGAUGACACACAGGAUGUACAAGAAAUGGAAAACAACGAGGCUGAGGUCGAUAAUGCUGACGAAGCUGAGGCGCCGAAUAAGAAGAAAUUAAAACUAAGAACCGGCCGUCGGAAAUUCCGUUCUGGUUUUGAUUAUAUUCGCAAAAAGAAAAAGCCUUUAAAGAAAGAUGAGACCAUAACGAAGGAGCGAAAAAGACAAAUUUUACCAAGGCCCAGUCCAGAGUGCGUUGCUGAUAUUCAGUCAGAAAUCAGAACGUGGGUCAUUAAGAAAGGUGUUGGGGAGACUAUUCUUCAUCGAGCUGCCAGGCUCGGCUACACGGAUGUAACUGCCUAUUGCUUAGAAAAACUGAAUAGUGCGCCAAGUCCUAAGGACAAUGCAGGGUACACGCCGCUUCAUGAAGCAUGUUCCAGAGGCCAUCUUGAAAUCGCUAAACUUCUUCUUGCGUAUGGAGCUAAUGCCAGUGAGAGUGCAAAUGGUGGAAUCAGACCACUUCACGAAGCAGCAGAAAGUGGUGCCACUGAGCUCGUUCGACUACUACUUUCAUAUGGCGCUGAUCCCUUAUUGGCUACAUAUUCGGGACAAACACCGCUGAUGUUAUCAGCCGACACCGAUGCUUAUUCUAUCCUCGAACGACAUUUAGAUGAUAUUCAAGGCCGUACAUCCACGCCCUGGUUCUUUGGAGGUCCAGCAUCAAUUUUUGAUCCAGAAGAUACGGGAUACAACCCAUUAGAGGAUGUACCGUUAGAUAAUCCUGAGCCAGAAUUGGACGAAGUCGAGAUGGAAGUGAGCGACAUUAAUAUGCCUGUAUUAUUUUCCCUUGCAAACGAUACUGAAAAAUGGGUCCUACUACAAGACUUGAUGGCAGCUUUACGAGUGAAGAGCAGAGAUGCAUUACUUCGUCAAGUGAAUCCCAAAGCUCCUUCCGGGCCACCAGCGGUGGCGCACCGGGAUGUAAUGAAGGAACUGAAACUUCCUGAUUUCCUGGAGCAGUCAAGAUGCUUGCAUUUGCUGAGUGGCGGUGAGCGAAUCAACGUGCGGGGUUCGAAAGUAACUCUUAUAAAAUAUAACGCCAAGGUCAAGUCCCUGCUAAACGUCGAAAGGGUCGUGAUUAGUCUGAGGUGACAGGAGGCGUUGCUGGAGAGUGACACUUCGCUCCAGGCCAGCAGUUCAACAACGUCCAUAUUAGACAAGGAAACCUCUAAGAAGCAUCAAAACAGAACUAUGAUUAGUGCUUCGCUUAAACGCGAGAGACAAGUGAGAACACGGCAAGCUAAUCGUAACUCAGUAGAUUAAGUAAUUAUUAUCGCUAUAAGACGUCUUCUCGAGCCGGUCUUGGCAAUUUCACUAUUUUAAUUGUGUAUUAAUCUACAUCGACACUGUCCCUGUCGAUACUAAGAUCAGGAACUUAACCAUGGCAGGAUAACUCGCAGUUGUACCGUAUGCACAGACCAGAUCGACAUUCUCACUUGGGAAGAAAAAAGAAACCUAUAUGUAUAAUUAAUAUAAUCGUUUUUGAUGGAGAACCAAUACGUAAUGGAAUUUAUUAUCAGUGCUUCCGAAACACUAAAACUCUUUUCUAGCUCGUGUGUUUCAUUGUAUCUCUGCAUUCAAUAACGAUUAAUCUAAUUGCAAAUAUAUAAAAUUCCGUCAAUCGCGUGCGGUACAAUUUCGAUGCCAAGAUAAAAUAAAGACACGUGGAUUAAUUUAAUGGGAAUACGAGUGAGGAUAACAAAGCAGCAAACUGUGACAUUAUAUUAGAGUGUUUAUUGGAGAUAUAUCCAUAGGGUGAUGAUAUUUUAAUAACGAGCCUCGAAUGGCUGGUUAACCAUGAAUUUUAAUCUAACGCUUUUAGAGGAAAACUGCCGUAAUGACAAUAGAGUUUGCGAGUCCUUUUGAUGGGGAGUCUUAUCUGUGUUUACUUUUUAUCGAGUCGCGUGUUAGUCUCAUAUUUAUAUUAGAAGUCUUGGUAACAUCUUUAAGGAUGCCAAUUGAAACCACACGAUAGAUGUAUAUUUCGUUUCGGAGAAUAAUGGGAAAAUUAUAAAUAAGUGCCCCAAUUUAUUGACAAAUAAUUCUCGAUUGAAGAUAAUGCCGGUGAUCCCUCACAUUUGGAUAGGUUGCGUGAGCCAAUACCGUUUUAUUAAGUUUAUGAACACUGGGUUAUUAUUAAUUAUACGGUUAUGCGAGAAUGCGUGUAUUAUAAAAAUGAGCUUACGGCUACCCACGUUACCACUUCUGAGUUGUAUUCUAUAUUUUUCUUCGUCUUUCACUUUUAAUAUUAAUCUACGAUGUUAUAUGUAAAUUAUAUUCGGUCUUUAUGUUUUUAAAUGUACAUAUACCUUUAGAUGCUACGUGGCAUUUAUAAGUUGGGAAGUGCAAUUUGGAGUCCGAUUAUUCGUGUUAAUACUCUGGGGUGGACUGAUAGCGCAAUUAUAGGUGAGUUGCAAUUAAGAGUGAACGUUCAUGAUUGUUUAGGAUCACAACGUAUCGCGAUAUGUCGAUCGAAUAAUAUUGUGUGUGCAAUAACGUGUGCAGCCGAUAUAACGAUACUUUAAGUUUUAAUUAUUCGCGUAUCGGUUAUACUAAAGAGGCAAGUUUCGUUAUGAACAAUUGACAUACAUUUUUUGAGCAAGCAGUUAUCAUCUGAGGGAUAGAUCUACAUAAGAACAAAGAAAACCUCAAUCAAAUUCGAGUCACGAACAUUUUUUUUCUAAACGAAGCAAUUAAAGGCAUCCGCAUCGUAGAUACGGAUUAGAUCGACAACGUAUCGUAAUAUCGAUCUCCGUACUUAUUCGUUCACGGUUUAUACCGUAUUUGAUGAUAGAGGAUUAUGAUUACUCCAAAAAGAAAUUAGGAGAGUCUGAUAAAAGGUGGCUUAGAAGCUCCUUUUUUUCAUCACAAAGCUUUUUUUUACGGCUUGCAUAACGCUGAAAACUAUGUGCUUUAUUUAAAUGCUGUAUACAUACUUUAAUCGUUAUAAUCAGUCUCAGGGAAAUCUAUAUGUAUUCUCAAUAUCUUAUAUGUUAUACCUAAAACGGAUGUGCGCUCAUGCAUUAUUAUCGGCCACACUUGAUUAGCGUAUGUAUCGAAUACGUACUAAUGUAUAGUAGUUAUUGUCUUUCCAAUUGGCAGUCGAUACUCGUGCUUGGGCGUGCGGUUCUUUAAUUUUAUUUAGCUGACGAUUAACCAGGAUUAACGGCGGAUAAUGCAGUUGUAUCAUAUACUGACUACUUUUAAAUAAAAUCAUUCAGAACGCCUCUAAGCCCAUUUCUUUGCAGCGAUUUGCGAGUUUGUAAAUGAUAACAGUGUACGUAUUGUAUGUAUGUCUUCUAAUGUAAGUAGGAAACACUGUAAGUAGUAGUUACGUUUUUUUUUUAUAAUAGUGUAUUACUUGUGUAUGUAAAGAAUAACUGGUGUUAUGUAGUUUAAUGUAAUUCAGUGAAUAAAAUACGCAGAUGCGCGCCUGCGUAUGUACAUAUUUCAGAUUAUUACUAUUACAAUUAUUAUUACUAUCCGCUUUUUUAUUGUACUAUAUAUACAUAAUAGUUAUUAUUGAUGUACAUUUUCUUAGCCGUAACGUUUCCCCUACCCCUUGUAUUUAUAUAUUCAAGAAACUUCUAAAUGUGUUAACGCUACUGCUUUACGAGAAAAGAAAUUAUAUAUGAGAAAAAGAGAACAAAUAUAUAUAUUUUAUUUCCGCAGUUUAGUUCAAAACGAUCUUAACGCAAAGGAUACAAAUUAGAGUUUCUCUGUGAUUCGUAAAUGGAGGAAUUAAGAAUACGGUUAAUUAUUGUCAUUAUCAUGAUUAAAAAAAAGCCCCAAUGGAUUGUCGACAAUUUCGUAAAACACAUAACUUGUGAUUUCUUUUGCUAAUAUCAGUAACAAAAUAUCCUAUCGAUGUAAUAAAACAAGUAUUUUUACCGAAA